Seminavis robusta is the source of this 3549-nucleotide messenger RNA. NCBI's taxonomy places the organism in Eukaryota, Bacillariophyta, Bacillariophyceae, Naviculales, Naviculaceae. The record is from the annotation of a GenBank genome assembly.
AUGGGUUGGACGCACGGCUUCCAGCUGUCACAGAGAGCAACAACCCGAAGAAGACCCAGUUCGUUUCUGGGAUCACGUCGUCAAGCAUUCCUUAGGCCAAGAGAUAAUGGCUGGAAUUAUCCGUUCGGUGCUGCCACCACAGGCGGAAACAGAUACUUUCAGCUGCCUCAUUCCACUUUGGAUGGUAAUUGCUGGCCAAAGUUACCUCGGAAUCGUGGUGGUGGUAUCGUUCAAGGCCGAGGGAGAGUGCGACUGUUAUCAGCAGUUUCCAAUCCAGAACCUCUCGUUUCCGAUCUACAGGAAGGCGAGGGUACUCUUUUGAACGAGCAAUCGGAUGGCGUUGGAAUCAGCUUGAUUGAUCGGAAUUCUCACAAAUUGAACGGUGCAAAUAAUGAAAGAACUCAACCAAAGCUGCAAGAGGAACAGUUGUCAACUGCCUCGGCUACUCAUGACGAAGAGCUUUUCAGCGAUCUAAAAAGCCGCCCCGUCCCAGGUGGAAGCUGGAAUCCAAGAGCGCCUUUGAAAUGGGCAGAAGAGUUUGGACGUCGCUCUGAAGAAAACAACAAUCGUUUACAAUCACUGAUACGGCUCAAAGAGGGAGACGAGGGUUACUUCCCAGUGGAUCCAAAUGAAACGGUUCCAGGAGUAACAAUUGUCAGAACCAAAGAACAGGCCAAAAUUGUUUUGGAAAAGUUGAACCAAGCGGAUCCAUCAAUUUUUCACGCUUGUGACACUGAAGUGAUGGACAUUGAUCUCAAGAAAGUUGGGCCUGUGGGGAACGGCUAUGUUACCUGUAUCAGUGUCUAUUCUGGCCCUGAAUUUGAUUAUGGGCUUGGAGAUGGACCAGGAUCCAUUCUGUGGAUCGACAAUCUUGAUGACGCUGCCGGUAUUCUGCAAGAGUUCAAGGAGUGGUUUGAGAAUGAAAAUCAUUUGAAAGUCUGGCACAACUACGGAUUUGAUAGGCACGUCAUGUGGAACGAGGACAUUGAUGUACUGGGGUUUGGAGGGGAUACUCUUCACAUGGCAAGGCUGCAAGAUUCUUCUCGUGCUCGAUCAGGCAGUGGAAAUGGGUAUAGCUUGGAGGCGCUAUCAGCGGACCUCUUGAAUGACAAAGACGAAAUGAAAACGUCAAUGAAAGAGUUGUUUGGUGUCCCUCGUCUUCGCAAAGAUGGCACAGAAGGAAGCUUGCUAGACAUUCCACCCGUUGAAGUCCUUCAACGAGACCCCACCCAUAGGCAAAAGUGGAUCCAAUACAGCUGUAGAGAUGCCAAGAGCACUUGGCAAAUACGACACAUACUCGAGACAAAACUGAAAGAAGAAAAAUGGGAUGAAGGGAGCGAUGAGAAGAAUUCCAGAAACCUGUUUGAUUACUACUUCUUGCAUAUGCGUCCAUUCGGGGAAGUUUUAACAGAUAUGGAAAGACGGGGAAUUCGCGUUGAUGCUCAUGACUAUCUUGCCGGCGUGGAAGUUCAGGCCAGGGAAGAUCGUAAGCAUCACUCUGAUCAAUUCCGAAGGUGGGCCCAGCAGCAAAUAGGAGCGGAUGGUCUUGCGCUGAAUCCGGCCAGUGCUAUUCAACUCCAGACUUUUCUUUUUGGUGGGGCGAUAAACAUGAAGACAAAGGACAAAACAGAGAUAACGAGGAAAUUCAAAGUUCCCAUAGAGGAAGUUCCUCAGGAGGCACUUGAUGCUUACAAGACCCAGCCGAAGGAGCAAAAGAAAAGCGAAGAGCCCGAGGAGCAAGCGAACGAUUUGGAUGCAAUGACAGCAGCGCAAUUAAAAGAUAUUUGCAAAGAACGUGGACUCAAAUUAGGGGGGAACAAAGCACAACUCAAAGAGCGAUUGACGAAGCAUUUGUGUGGUGUCACGGAAAGUGAAGGCGACGCUGGCACAUUCGAGAUUUUGGCAGAUGCAUUGGCUGAAACCGAGUUGGCCGCAUUAGAUACACUGACAAUAAGCCAAUUAAAGCCUCUGUGCAAGGAACGAGGACUGAAGGUUGCAGGGAAGAAAGCCGAACUGAUCGAGAGAUUAAAAACGUACAAACCACCGGAUAUUCCUGUCGACAAUCCGAGUGCCAAAGGGAAGUUGGACGCCGACGAUGAUCUGGAUUCGAUGACAGAGAAUGAUCUACGAGAUUCCCUUGUGGCCAGGAGUCUGCCUAAGCACGGCAACAGAGAUGACUUGUUGCAGCGUCUUAGGGAUGAUACCAGAUAUAAAAAUGCUUUGGUGGCGGAAAAGAAUCCCCAGGAUAGGGAGGACUACGUUGCUCUCAGCGACGCCUUGGAAGCGGCGACGAAAGUUGAAGGAAGCAAGCUCAGUGAGUUUAUCGCCGAUGUGCGACAGAAAGCACAAGCUGAUCCCAAGCACAUAGACGUGACUGUGACGUCAAUUGGGCUGGAACCGAUCAAGUUUACCGCGGGGGGAUCCCCUAGUGUAACUGCUGACGUGCUGAGGACUCUUGCCGGGGACCCGUUUGCAGAUCCUCCCAAAUACGGAACAGCAUACGAACGAUUUGGCAGUGGGCAAGCUGGCCAUGAUGCGUGUGUAGCACUUUUCAGUCUCUGUGCCAUUGGAUCAAUUGACACUAUGAUUGCAAACUUUUUGACCAGCCUUCAGUGUCUCGCAGAUGAGAAAGAGCGAGUUCACGGAAGUUUGAAUCUCAACACCGAGACUGGGCGACUUUCAUCGCGUCGACCCAAUCUGCAGAAUCAACCCGCAUUAGAAAAAGACAAAUACAAAAUUCGGCAAGCAUUCCAGGCAUCACCUGGGAACAAUCUCAUUGUGGCUGACUAUGGUCAAUUGGAGUUACGUUUGCUCGCCUCCAUGACUGGUUGCAAGUCGAUGAUCGAAGCGUUUGCAUCUGGAGGAGACUUUCAUUCACGAACUGCUUUGGAUAUGUUUGACUACGUUCAGGAGAAAGUAAAGUCUGGAGAAUGCCUCUUGGAAUGGGACUACGCAAAUGGAGACCCACCAAAGCCACUGCUCAAAGACCUGUUUGCCUCUGAGCGUCGAAAAGCAAAAACUCUCAACUUCUCUAUUGCUUAUGGCAAGACUGCUCACGGUCUGAGCCAGGAUUGGGGCGUGGAGCGCAAAGACGCCGAGGAGAUGUUAAAUGCCUGGUACAACGCAAGACCUGAAGUCAGGGACUGGCAAGCCGAGAGAAAGAGAAUCGCCCGCGAAAAAGGAUACACGCGCACUUUGAUGGGUCGAAAGAGACAACUGCCCGAAGCCAUGGGUAAGAUUCCCAAGCUGCAGGGGCAUGCCGAGCGUGCUAGCAUCAACACACCGAUUCAAGGAGGAGCCGCCGACGUUGCAAUGAUGGCAAUGAACAAGAUCAACCAAAGCAAGAAACUGGAGCGGCUUGGAUGGAUCUUGUUGCUCCAAAUUCACGACGAAGUCAUCUUGGAAGGCCCGGAAGAAACGGCCGAAGAAGCCUUUGACGCGGUGAUUGAAUGUAUGCAGGAACCUUGGGCCCUGGGCCUUCCACAAACUUCAGUUCCCUUGCUCGUGGAUGGGUCCUGGACUCACAAGAAUUGGUACGAUGCCAAGUAG